AUGUCUGGGCCCCAGGUGAGACAUUCCAACCCUAACAGCCGCUUGAACCAUCCCAACAAUGUGUCCUUUCUGGUCCAAACUCCACACUGCUCCCAAGACCCUGUGACCAGAGCUAACAGCCUCAAACCUCCCUGCACCUCAAGUGGCUUGGAUUUCAGCAGCUGCAGCAGCUCUUCGGAGCAGUCCAACGGCUCCAGCUCCCCACUUCCAGUGAGGAGAGUCUGCAUGGGCCGGCCCUACAGCUCCAGGUUCGUGGAGACGAGCCACCUGGCGAACCGCCCCAAGGUGGCCAAAAAGCCUGAUUGCCGAGAAAGCCUCCACUGCCUGCUCUGCACAGAUGGUCCCUCAGACCAGUCUAGCCCCACCUUCCUGGACCAACUCAUCAGGGGCAUCAACUACCUUGACAGAUCCACCAACUGCCCCAAAUCACUGAGCCUGCCAAGGCUCGCAGCCAACUACCUAGAACGGGCUGCCAACUCCAUCUACCUGGAUCACCCAGACCACUCUUCCCCCUGCGGUUACCCCAACCCCGGCACCGGCAUGGUCGCCUCUCACACCAGCACCCGCAUGGUGCCGUCCACCAAGGGUGUCCAUGCUUUGCAGUGUAUGGAUAACACCAUCAACACAAGUUGCUCACGCCGGCUGCACAGGGAGGACCUCACUCCGAUGCUGCCACAGGGGCCAGGGAUAAAGCUGCCCGAGCUCCCUUUGUUUGGCAAUGGGAUCUUCUCUUUAGGCCGUCUGCCCAAGCUCUGGGAAGCAAUCCGCACGGGCUGGAAUGCCCCUCUCGAGCCCAUGUCCAAACCCUGUAACUGGUGGUGA
This is a messenger RNA of Miniopterus natalensis, 822 nucleotides long. RefSeq lists its product as uncharacterized. Lineage: Eukaryota; Metazoa; Chordata; Mammalia; Chiroptera; Miniopteridae. The record is from RefSeq and is a predicted model, not a curated record.